Messenger RNA from Chionomys nivalis (European snow vole), 1470 nucleotides. Its product is annotated as cytochrome P450 2C70-like. Lineage: Eukaryota; Metazoa; Chordata; Mammalia; Rodentia; Cricetidae. The record is from RefSeq and is a predicted model, not a curated record. Gene Ontology annotation, biological process: xenobiotic metabolic process. Gene Ontology annotation, cellular component: cytoplasm; intracellular membrane-bounded organelle. The transcript has 10 exons. Bases 1 to 1470 code for a protein of 489 amino acids. Gene Ontology annotation, molecular function: heme binding; iron ion binding; oxidoreductase activity, acting on paired donors, with incorporation or reduction of molecular oxygen, reduced flavin or flavoprotein as one donor, and incorporation of one atom of oxygen.
AUGGCUCUUUUUACCAUUUUGGGGAUUUGCCUGUCUUGUUUGAUCUUUUUUUUCCUAUGGAAUCAGCACCGGAGCAAAGGGAAACUCCCACCUGGACCCACUCCUCUUCCAAUUGUUGGAAAUAUUUUGCAAGUGGAUGUUAAAAAUAUCAACAAAUCUCUGAGAACGCUAUCAAAAGAAUAUGGCCCCGUGUUCACCGUUUAUCUGGGCAUGAAACCCACGGUGGUGCUGUAUGGAUACGAUGUAUUGAAGGAAGCUCUGAUUGACCGGGGAGAUGAGUUUUCUGGAAAAACACAAUCGUCAAUACUCAGUCAAGUCAACCAAGGGUUAGGCAUCAUUUUCAGUGAUGGAGAAGUAUGGAAACAAACACGGCGUUUCUCCCUCAUGGUCUUACGGUCUAUGGGAAUGGGAAAGAAAAUUAUUGAAGACCGAAUUCAGGAGGAAGUCUCUUAUCUAUUGGAAGCACUGAGAAAAACCAAUGGAUCCCCCUGUGACCCCAGCUACCUUCUGGCCUGUGUUCCCUGCAAUGUGAUCUCUGCUGUCAUUUUCCAGCAUCGUUAUGACUACAAUGAUGAGAUAUUCCGAGAGUUCAUGGAACAGUCUUUUAGAACUCUUGAAGUUUUAGCCUCGCCUUGGGUUCAGUUGUGCAGUGCCUACCCUAUUUUAUACUCUCUCCCAGGAAGCCAUAAAAACUUCUUUAAAUAUGCAACUGAACAAAAAGAAUUUAUUUUGAAGGAAAUAAAAAGGAAUCAAGAUUCUCUGAGCCUCAGUAGCCCUCAGAACUUCAUUGACUAUUUUCUGAUUAGAAUGGAAAAGGCAAAUCAUUUAGAAUAUAUUGAAUUUACCAUGGAAAACCUGGUCAUCACCAUAUCGGAUCUUUUUGGUGCGGGCACAGAGACAACAAGUUCCACAAUGAAAUAUGGGCUUUUACUCCUGCUGAAGCACCCAGAGGUCACAGCUAAAAUUCAGGAAGAAAUUGUACGUGUGAUUGGCAGACAUCGGAGGCCCUGCAUGCAGGACAGGAACCACAUGCCCUACACAGAAGCUGUGCUGCAUGAGAUCCAGAGAUACAUUGAUUUUGUUCCCAUUCCCUUGCCUCGUAAAACAACACAGGACGUGAAAUUCAGAGGAUACCACAUUCCCAAGGGCACAAGUGUAAUGACAUGUCUGACUUCUGUCCUACAUGAUGACAAAGAAUUUCCCCACCCGGAGAAGUUUGACCCUGGUCACUUUCUGGAUGAAAAAGGCAACUUCAAGAAGAGUGACUACUUCUUGGCUUUUUCAGCAGGAAAAAGAGCUUGUAUUGGAGAAGGUCUGGCCCGCAUGGAGAUGUUUUUAAUCCUGACUAGCAUUUUACAGAAUUUUACUUUAAAACCUCUCGUGGAUCCAGAGGACAUCGACACCACCCCAGUUCAAAAUGGCUUAUUGUCUUUGCCUCCAUCUUAUGAGCUCUGUUUCAUUCCAGUCUGA